Letharia columbiana is the source of this 291-nucleotide messenger RNA. RefSeq lists its product as uncharacterized. The transcript has a single exon. The record is from RefSeq and is a predicted model, not a curated record. NCBI's taxonomy places the organism in Eukaryota, Fungi, Ascomycota, Lecanoromycetes, Lecanorales, Parmeliaceae. The coding region runs from base 1 to 291 and encodes 96 amino acids.
AUGCCGAGCGAAGUCGUCGGCGAGUUCGUCGACGUCCCGCGCCCCGUCGCCAUCCUCCUCGAAUGCGCCUAUGUCGUCCUCUUAGCCUUGGGCUUCCUCGCCUCCAUAUUCACCGCCGCCUGCCUGCUUUGGCAAUUCCUCGGAAACGGGCGUCCGCUGGCUCCAUCUUUCUUGUUUGCGCGGGCGAGUUCGGAAGAGGAAAGAUUCAAGGACGGAGAGUCGUGUGAAGAGCGUGCGGGGUUGGAGUUUGGAGAUGACACGGAUGAGGAGUAUUUGCGGCGGCCUUAUUGA